CUUGUGUUCUGAAGGGAGAUCGAUCUAAGACUAGCUACCCCCUGAGUACACACCCUCUGGGCUAGGGCGGGUGCCUUCCGCCACCCGGCCGUGGUUUGCAGCACCACGACAAGACUGUUCGUGAGCUAGAACUUAGAGAGGAAGUGAAUGUAUCUAGGGUUGGAGAGGAGUCAGAAGAAGUCACUUGUGUUGGAAGCUCACAGCCUCACAAAUUAGGGCCAAUUGACAAAUGGACACGUGCUAUUGAUCCUACCAAGGCUGAUUCUUUCAAACAACAGCAGCUGAACAAGGAACUGUGGAAAGAAAGAGAGCAUGAGGUGCACAAGUUUAUUGCAAGAUGGGCCUAUAAUCGUGGAAUACCUUUCAAUGCAUGUGACAAUGAUGAGUUCAAGCAAAUGUGUGAAGCAAUUGGACAAUUUGGACCAGGACUUACACCUCCAACUCAAGAUGCCUUUCGAGGUAGUUUGCUGGAAGAAGAAUAUGCAAGAACCAAGUGUUUGCUGCAGGAACGUGAAGCCGAGAAGAUGAAAAAUGGGUGCUCUAUUAUGACCGAUGCUUGGUCAGAUAGGAAGAGGAGAAGCAUAAUGAAUAUAUGCACUAAUUGUGCUGAUGGAACCUCCUUCAUCAGCUCAAAAGAGGUGUCAGAUGUGUCACACACAAGUGAAGUCAUUUUUGAAUUAGUGGACAAAGCAAUUGAAGACAUUGGUGAAGAAAAUGUGGUGCAAGUAGUCACUGACAAUGCCUCUAACAACAUGGGAGCAAAGAAGCUAUUGCUUGUGAAGAGACCACAAAUAUUUUGGACCUCUUGUGCAGCUCACACAAUCAACUUGAUGCUCCAAGGAAUUGGCAACUUGCCUCGGUUCAAGAAAGUGAUUGACCAAGCAAAAUCAUUUACCAUAUUUGUGUAUGGCCACACAAGAACAUUGGAGUGCUUGAGAUACCUCACAGAGGGGAAAGAGCUAGUGAGGCCAGGAGUGACUAGGUUUGCUUCAUACUUUCUCACUUUGAACAGUAUGCAAGAGAAUGACCAGUUAAGGAAGAUGGUGGUUCAUAGCAGGUGGGACUCAUUAAAGGAUGUGAAAUCAAAGAAAGGAAAAGAGGCCACAGCUACUAUAUUGAGUCCAGCCUUUUGGAAGGAUGUGAAGCUAAUGUUGGCUGUUUUUGAGCCAUUGGUCAAAGUCCUCCGUUUGGUUGAUGGGGAUGUGAAGCCAUCCAUGGGUUUCCUUUAUGGAGAGCUACUAAAGGCAAAGAGAGAGGUCAAAGAGGCCUUUGGCAAUGUUGAGUCUCGAUUCAAAGAUGUUAUGGCUGUAAUUGAGAAGAAGAUGAAUGGAAGACUUGAUUCUCCAUUACAUUUGACAGCUUUUUUGCUGAAUCCACACUAUAGCUAUGCUAACCCAUCAAUCUUUGAUGAGCCCAAAAUGAAUGAAGCCUUUAUAUCUUGUGUUGAGCAAUUUUAUUAUCAUGAUGAGGACCAACAAGAACAGGCUGCCAACUUUGAAUUGAAAAAAAUUCAGAAUAGAGAAUGACCAUUUAGCAAGAAGCUUGCAAGAACUUUUCAAAACUAUGAUUACA
Messenger RNA from Panicum virgatum (switchgrass), 1572 nucleotides. RefSeq lists its product as uncharacterized. The coding region runs from base 396 to 1526 and encodes 376 amino acids. The transcript is spliced from 2 exons. NCBI's taxonomy places the organism in Eukaryota, Viridiplantae, Streptophyta, Magnoliopsida, Poales, Poaceae. The record is from RefSeq and is a predicted model, not a curated record.